Molecule: messenger RNA, 4494 nt
Organism: Exserohilum turcica Et28A
Lineage: Eukaryota; Fungi; Ascomycota; Dothideomycetes; Pleosporales; Pleosporaceae
Exons: 2
Coding region: 1-4494 (1497 amino acids)
Biological process (GO): regulation of GTPase activity
Source: RefSeq, a predicted model, not a curated record
AUGGACCAGCAGCGACGCAGCAGGAGGGAGGUGAGUGCCACCGAGGCCGCCCAGAGCGCCUUUGGCCACGAGAGACCCCGCGACGACCGCAAAACAACCACGAUCCGCUCCGUCACCCCCGACGAGCCCCCGACGAUACCUGAAGACGCCAUCCCCAGCCAGAACUUCUCCCCGCCCAACAGCCCCCCCGCCCACUCCACCACGCUGCUCUCGUCGCGCACCGGCAACCCCCGAGCCUUUGUCGCCCGCGCCUCGAGCGACUCCGACUACAGAAAUGCCCGCGAGCCCGCCCGCCCGCGCACCAGGACGCUGGAGGAGCGGAGCACCCGCGACCGUUCCCCCUCGGCCGUCUUUGGCUCCUCGCGCCAUCGCAUUGGCUCCGUUGCCAGCUCCCAGCAAAACUACCAGAGCCUCGAGGAGUCGGUCGUCACCUCAAUCGGCCACAUCUCCACCAUCUCGCCCUCGUCUGCCCACCUGCCGCCGCCGCGCACCUCGAGCACAAACGCCCGCGGCCGCCUCUUGAAGCAGCACCAGCAACAGCAACAACAACAACAACAACAGCAGCAGCAGCAGCAGCAGCAGCAGCAGCAACAGCCACAGCACAACCAUCAACAAGCACAUCAACACCAAUACAACCAACAUCAGCAAACACACCACCACCACCACCACCAAAAUCAACAGCAAACUCACCAGCAUCAUCAGACCUACUCAGCCUCGCCCGUCGGCUCGCCCACCAACCUGCCGCCCGAGUCGUGGCUCUCGCCCGUGCCCGCCUCGGAUGCGAAGAAGCUAAAGGCCCUCAUGCGCUCCACGUGCGGAAAGAUGCAGGGUCUGCUCGCUUUCCGCAGGGGCGAGCAGAAUCCCUGGGCUCUUUCCUACUGCUACAUCAACGACGAGGCCGGCAGCCUGGUCUACGAGCCCAAAAACGACACGUCGUAUACCCGCACCCUCAUACCCGAUCUGCGCGGCUGCCACGUCAAAAGCGCAUAUGAUGGCGAGGCAUACACGGCCUACAUACACGUCGUCGUACACAACUCCAAGCUCGAGGUGCACCUGCGCCCGCCCACCCAGGACGAGUUUGAUUCGUGGUUUGCCGCGCUACUGUGCUGGUCGCCCAUGCGCCCCAAAGGCAUCCAGAACCGAAUGGCAAAACCACAGACGCCCGUCAUGAUUGAGCGCCGCCUGACCGACAGCAGGCGCCAUUCGGAGGUGUCUCUGCUCAAGGACUCGCCCAAGAAGGAAGCGCCCAUCAUCAAGGUCGGCAAGAUGAUCUACUGGGAUACGAGCGUGACAUACAGCAACAUGGGCACCCCCAAAAAUUCCGGCUCUGGCGGACGACCGCAAACCCACAGACUGCUGAGCCACGGAUCCCGCCGAUGGCGAAGAGUGUCGUGCACACUGCGCGAGAACGGAGAGCUCAAGCUCUACUCUGACACCGACGUCACCCUCGUAACCACGAUCCAGCUUUCCCAUCUUUCGCGCUGCGCCGUCCAGCGAUUGGAUUCUUCCGUCUUGGAUAACGAGUUUUGCAUUGCCAUUUAUCCCCAGUACACGGCUGCAUCCUCAUCUUCACUAGCAGUUCCACGCCCCAUAUUCCUAUCCCUUGAGUCGCGCGUAUUGUACGAAGUCUGGAUAGUCUUGUUGCGCGCAUUUACCGUUCCGCAGUUGUACGGGCCAAAAUCCGACGCCAUUAGCGAAGACGGCACGCUGUCGCCCACUUUCGGGACCCAGGACAUGUUUCGCAUGGAGAAAUCGCUAUUCGUGCGAGUUAUCGAAGCGAAGCUGAUACCGCCUGUGAGCCCAAAGGUUGCUGACAGCAAUGGAACCAACCCCAUACGGCCAUCAUCAUCGGCUACGGCGAACCCUGGUGGCUAUCUUGUGGAAUUGCUGCUGGACGGAGAGACGCGCGCACGAACCAUGGCCAAGUCUGAAGGCAACAAUCCUUUCUGGAGAGAAGAGUUUGAAUUUUUAGAUCUACCCGCAUUGCACACGGCCUCGCUAUUGUUGAAGAAACGACCACCAAGCUACUCGCGUAACGACAAGAACAUUUUCGAUGUACCUCUCAGCUCCGAUGCCUCUGCCCCCGAAGGUGGUUACGCCGGCAUCUCUUUUGACCAGACCCUAGGCAAGACGGACAUUUACCUUGACGACCUCGGCCCAAAUCAAGAGAUGGAAAAGUGGUGGCCGCUUGUCAGCGGGCAUGGCAACACGAUUGGUGAGAUACUCGUCAAGAUCAGCAGCGAGGAGUGUGCCAUCCUCAUGGCUCGCGACUACUAUCCUCUGUCCGAGCUUCUCCACCGAUUCUCUAAUGGAAUAACACUGCAGGUCGCCCAAAUGAUUCCCAACGAGCUCAGGAGACUGUCAGAGUAUCUGUUGAACAUCUUUCAGGUCUCCGGCGCAGCGGUCGAGUGGAUAUGUGCACUUGUCGAAGAAGAGAUUGAUGGCACCCUCAAAGAAUCCCCAGCCAGUCGUUUGCGCUUCAGCAAGAGGCUGGGAUCGAGCGAGUCGAACGAAUCGCCAAUCAAUCCCUUUGGAUCAGCAAGUGACCGAGAGCUCUUUGUGCGCGAUAUGGGCAACAACGCCAAGCUAGAAGCCAACCUUCUCUUCCGUGGCAACACGCUCCUGACAAAGUCGUUGGAUCUGCACAUGAAGCGCCUCGGCAAAGAAUACCUCGAGGAGACGCUAAGUGAGAAGCUAAAGGAAAUCAACGACAAGGACCCAGAAUGCGAAGUGGAUCCAAACAAGGUCACGUCGCAGAGCGAGCUGGAUCGAAAUUGGCGCAGGUUGAUCAAUUUCACCGAAGAAGUUUGGCGGGCCAUUUACAAUUCGGUCCAGCGGUGUCCGCAGGAGCUCAGACUGAUCUUCAGACACAUCCGAGCUUGUGCUGACGACCGCUAUGGAGACUAUCUGCGAACGGUGCAGUAUAGCAGUGUGUCUGGUUUCCUGUUUCUGCGCUUCUUCGUUCCAGCUGUACUUAACCCGAAGCUCUUUGGCUUACUCAAAGAUCAUCCAAAGACAAAGGCUCGGAGGACGUUUACUCUCAUUGCCAAGUCCUUGCAAGGUCUGGCAAACAUGUCUUCUUUCGGAACCAAGGAGGCAUGGAUGGAGCCCAUGAAUGCCUUUCUCACGUCACAUCGUCAGGAGUUCAAAAAGUAUCUGGAUGAUAUUUGCUCAAUUUCGACAACAUCACAACCCGCACCACCAAUUCCACCAUCGUACAGCACUCCGAUUGCCAUUCUUCACCGACUACCGCCCACGUUCAAGGAAGGAUUCCCGUCUCUGCCAUAUCUCAUUGACCACUCGCGCAACUUUGCAAUGCUGGUCAACCUGUGGCUAGAAAACACUCAAAAGAGCGCGCAUGACAUCCAAGCAACGGACGGCGAUCUCCUGCGCUUCCACAACAUUUGCUUGUCCCUCAGCGAACGCACCAAGGACUGCCUGAACCGCGCAGAGCCGGCUGAACGACCGUCAUCGUCGCUAAGUGUCAAGUGGGAAGAGAUGGUCGAGCAGUUGCAGGGCGUUCAAAUCGAUACCUCACGAGGUGCGGCAACAAGAAACCGGGGCCCGAUACCGGAAGAGGAAAUGGAGGACACGCCCAUAUCUCCAGGCCACGCCGAAGAAUACUCGUCUUCAUCAACAAGCACACCAAUUACAAUGCAGGCACCACAACGAGCACGACAUCAACAAAACACAAGCAUCUCAGCAUCACAAAGUUCCGUGAAGAGCACCAACUCAAAUACAAUCUCUUAUACCAACCCCUUUGCCAAGAAGCAAUGGUCAGGCCAGUAUGCACCAUCCCCGCAUGAUUCUGUGGGCGCUUCACAGUCACCGUCGGCAUCAGCGAGCGCGUCAGUUUCUGCAGCCGAAGACACGCCCCCUGGAUCAAGCGAUGGCCUUCACAUGGCGCCCGCACCAUCAUAUCCACAGGCACUUACGACAACUAUGACGACCACCAUCUCAACCUCCACCUCUACACAGUCUUUCAACUACACCAACCCCAACUCUCACAUCAACUCUGAGAGAUCUCCUAUGGUAUCACACAACUCUGUUCCUGGUCGGCCGCCUCGUUCUGCUGGUGGACAGAGUGUUGAAGGCAGUGACAAUGGUAGUAUUGUCGAAGAAGAGUACACGACUGCAUUACCCGUCUUUUCAGAAAAGACCAUCAAGGAGAAGAAAGAGCGUGGUUUCCGAGGUGUCCUCCCCUUCCAGCGCAAAAGCAAGCGCAAAGACAAGGAUAAAGAUAAGGAUAAGGAUAAGGACAAGGACAAGGACAAGGAAAGCCGCAAAGACAAGGGCAAAGACAAAGACCGAGACCGAGACCGGGACAAGGACAAGGAUCGAGACAAGGAUCGAGACAAGGAUCGCAGCCAGGACCGCAGCCCUGAGCGGAGUUUCGGCGGUGGGGAACCUGGCAUCUUAACGUCUGGCUUCAGAGGAAAGAGCAGCGCUCGGGGCGAAGACCGAGAGCGCGGAGAGCGUGACGAAGAGUUUUGA